AUGUAUGGUGUUUUAUCUGUUUUUGGUUUUAUUGCUUGUUGCUUUGUCUGGUUUAAUAAUACCACUUAUCCUAGUGAGUUUUAUGGGCCCACUGGUCCAGAAGCUUCUCAAGCUCAAGCAUUUACUUUUCUAGUUAGAGACCAACUUCUUGGAGCCAAUGUAGGAUCUGCUCAAGGACCUACAGGUUUAGGUAAAUAUCUAAUGCGUUCCCCGACUGGAGAAGUGAUUUUUGGGGGAGAAACUAUGCAUUUUUGGGAUUUGCGUGCUCCUUGGUUAGAACCUCUAAGGGGUCCUAAUGGUUUAGACUUGAGUAGACUGAAAAAAGAUAUACAGCCUUGGCAAGAACGUCGUUCUGCAGAAUAUAUGACCCAUGCUCCUUUAGGCCAUUUAUGGCACGCAGGAAGAGCUCGCGCAACUGCCGCAAGAUUUAGAAAAGGAAUUGAUCGCGAUUUUGAACAUCAGAUUACCUUGAAGGUUAUGGUAAUUAAAGAAAAAAACAAAGUUGUCUUUGCAGAGGCGGGGAAGGAAUUUGUGAAUGUUCUGUUUAGCUUCUUGACAUUGCCUUUGGGAACUAUUGUAAGACUUGUGCGUGAGGAGUCAAAUAUGAAACCAAUUCAAGUUGGAUCACUGACAUCACUCUAUCAGAGUGUGGAAAAUCUAGACAAGGAUUUUCUGUGCACAGAUUCGUGCAAAGAAAUGAUACUGCGACCCAAGAACUCAAUGGAGGGUUAUUCCAAGAGUCUGAAGCUGAACAUUGACGACACAGAACCAACAAAGUACUUCGUAUGUAACAACUUACUCAAGUGUCGACUCCAAAGUCCGGUCUUAAUAAGCACAUUCAAGAACAAAAGAUGCAAAUGUGGGAACAUGCUGGACAAACUCAUUUCUCCUGAAAGCAGCUCUGAUGAUUUUGUUAAGAACAAUGGCACUUUUAUCAUCACGGAUGAUCUGAAAGUUGUGCCAAACUCAUUGAGUACAAUUUUUAAUCUGUUCAAAAUUUCUGGCAUAGAAAACAUGUCUUCAGUGAAUGAAAUGACGGUGACUAUAACCAACAAACAGUUAAAGGAUCUGCUGAAAAGUUGUUUGAGCUCAACAAGAUUAACUUUGACAAAUUUGUUCUUAGAAAAACCGUUUCUUGAGAAAGUUAGAAAGGUUGAAUUUCCUCCCUUUGAUAUGAAUAUAGAUGGUAGUUUCAAAAUCAACGUGACGAUAGUGCAGAGAAAAUCAAACGGGAAAAUAGUGUUUGCUGAAGGAAAAGAAGAUUUUGCAGACUUUCUUUUUAGUUUCCUCACAUUUCCUUUGGGAGGAGUGGUACAUUUGAUGGACGACUUUUCUUCUAUGUACAAGAGCAUUGUUGAUUUAGAUGAAAAUUAUUGGACUACAGGGAAUAUAAAGAAUAAACUUGUCGACCCUGGACUUGUCCCGCAGCUAUUGUUAAGCAACCAUCUACUGCCAGUCUAUGAUGGCUCCAAAUAUUUUUGUAACACUCAUCACAAAACUAACUAUUUUGGUGGAAAAAUUGUCGAUUCAUGUCUUACUGCCUGUUAUUUAAGUAGUACAUUGAAGCAAGUAACCAGUGACAAAGGUACAUGUACAACUUUGGAUUUUGUUGAUCCUAUAUUAAAGAGAGGAAAUAGUGAAGGAUAUGCGAAAGGGCCAACAAUGUACAUGGCAACAGAUGAUUUAGUUGUGACACCUUUUUCUUCAACUUCUGUUAUAUCUUUACUAACAAGUAUGAACAUUCCCUUCAGUGACUUGGAAGAGAAAGAGGUUGGCAUUGGAAUCAAGGAGUAG
This is a messenger RNA of Sphenostylis stenocarpa, 1794 nucleotides long. NCBI's taxonomy places the organism in Eukaryota, Viridiplantae, Streptophyta, Magnoliopsida, Fabales, Fabaceae. The record is from the annotation of a GenBank genome assembly.